This is a messenger RNA of Leptonychotes weddellii (Weddell seal), 848 nucleotides long. The record is from RefSeq and is a predicted model, not a curated record. Lineage: Eukaryota; Metazoa; Chordata; Mammalia; Carnivora; Phocidae.
CUUGUUUUACAAGUGAUAAAAAUUGAUGGCUUAUUAUGUCUUUUUUUCUUAUCUACCUUGUAUUUCUCAGGUUUGGGGACCAGGUCUUUGCUAAAAGCUUAGGACCUCCCUCUUCUAAUAAUGCCUCAUGUCUGUGUUUUCUGUUGUCAUCACCUUCUGUACUCUGUUCCCCCACUGAGGUUCCACCCUCAGCUGCUAAUGUUCAUUGCUUAGAGCAUGGGGUUGUCAGUUUGACCUCUCUGCUUCUUCUGCAGUGUCACGAUGUCUGACCGGAAGGCAGUGAUCAAGAAUGCAGACAUGUCUGAGGACAUGCAACAGGAUGCCGUUGACUGCGCCACGCAGGCCAUGGAGAAGUACAACAUAGAGAAGGACAUUGCUGCCUAUAUCAAGAAGGAAUUUGACAAGAAAUAUAACCCUACCUGGCAUUGUAUCGUGGGCCGAAAUUUUGGCAGCUAUGUUACACACGAGACAAAGCACUUCAUCUAUUUUUACUUGGGUCAAGUUGCAAUCCUCCUGUUCAAGUCCGGCUAGGAGGCCGCAGUGGAGGUGUCCGUGGCGGCGGCAGCGAUGGCAGGCAGGCGGCGUUGCUGGGACUGUUUUGCACCGGGGCCAGCAUCAGGAUGUCCUCUCCAAUGGCUGUGCUACUGCAUGGACUGUAUACUCGAUUUCAUGUGUAUGUCGCAGUAAACAAAACCAAACUUCUUUCUGUUUAGUUGCCUGGGGAAGAAGGCUGCUUUAUGUUUAUUUUUCAAGACUUUAAAAUCUUUUCUUUGGUUGUAUUGCACUAGGAAAUCUCUCCCACCCCUCCCUCUUCUCUUUCUCUCCCUACAUUAAAAAAAAAAAAAAAA